AUGGCCGGAUUCGAUGGUCAAGAUGCGGACCACAUCAAGGGAGGUAUGACGGUAUACUACACCCAGAAAGACUUCGAAAGCUCAGACCUCGACAAUCCCGUGAGAGCCUUUCCGCCGGGCUUCCGCAUGACCGUUGGUAACCCGUCAACGAACACACUCAACGGCACAAAGAAGGGCCUGGCAUACACGUGCUUGCAAACCAUCCUCACUAGAGGUUAUGAGACUCCUGACUUCCCGAAAGAGCCCUGCCCUGCCGGUAUCAUGGCCAUCCAGCCAUUUUCCCUCUUGCUGGAACGGAGUCGACCUUGA
Alternaria ethzedia is the source of this 309-nucleotide messenger RNA. RefSeq lists its product as uncharacterized. The transcript has 4 exons. The coding region runs from base 1 to 309 and encodes 102 amino acids. Lineage: Eukaryota; Fungi; Ascomycota; Dothideomycetes; Pleosporales; Pleosporaceae. The record is from RefSeq and is a predicted model, not a curated record.